GCUGUUCUCUUUAAAACGGAGCAAGUUUUUUUUUUCGGGAGGGGGGGUCGUACAUGAGGCCGUGAAGCAUCUCCUCCUCCUUCUCCUCCUUGGAGCUCUUUGUGUUUUUUUGUGUUUGAGGAGAUGUCGAGAUGUUCCCGUCUUCUUCAGCGCGAUGAAGGAUCAGCGCUCGCGGGGGGUAAAAUCUGGGAUUAGAAAUCAGAUCACACUUUUAAUGGGAACAUCGUGCUGGGACAACAACAACAACAACGACAACAACAACAAACACCAGGAGCAACAAGACAGACAUCAUGAUCACCACCAAGAGGCUAUCCUCUGCUUGCUGAGGUCAAGUCUGGGAUUUGAUCUGGGAUUUACUUCCUAAUUCACUUUGGGAUUUAAUCUGGGAUUCACUUUGGGGCAUCACGUAGGUCCUUGGUGUUAAAACGGCUUCAGACCUUCUUAUUUGAACAUCAGAGAUGAUCUGAGAUGAUCUGAGGUAAGAUCUACUAAAGCUUGAGAAGGACCAGGGGAUGGCAGUGACCUGCACAGUAGUUUGCGGGCUAUUGCAGACACUGUAACACUGAGACAGAGUAACACUGUAACACUGAAAAACUGAAACAUUGUACCAUUAACAGUGACACAGUGUAACAAACAGUGUAACAGUGUAGCACACAUUGCCGUUUACCACCUGUUUAUGAUCCCUUCUCCAGAAGAGAUAUUUAUUCUACUUUGUUAGAGUUAUUAUAUUUGUGAAGCAGAUUAAUUCAAUUGAGUAGUGAAGGUGCUCUACUGUCAUUGUGUACGUCAGUGCAAACUUCCUCCUUGUCCUCGAUGAUCAUUGUGCAACAUUUAUUUUUCUUGUCUGUUUUUGCCUCAUCUCUUUAGGAGACAGUAAAACUUACAGGGCUAUUUAGUAGCCAGUCAGCCGGUAUCUAAAAAGCGAGUGCGUGGUCAUUUAAAUUUCCUGCAGGAAGUAAACAGACUUGUGUAACUGCCUCAGAAAAAACUUAUGAAGCACAUCAGCGGUGCACUAGAAUAAUAAUUCUCUUAUAACAAGGGAGCAUUGGAAAAAUAGGGUUAAAACUUUAUUUUUUUACCAUUCAAGAAGUAUGGGAUGCUCGUGUCGGACUGUUAUUCGGAACUGUGACAACUGGAAGAAUGAAACUAUUGAACUGAAAGAGUGAAUCUGCUAUCAGCUACUAAUCUGCUGUUAUUAACGCUGCUAGGCUUUCUCACGUUUUGGGGCAACAGUGCAAUGGUCUCCUGCUUGGGGUAAAAGGAAGUUUGAAAUAAAAGUGCUUUGUGAGAUCGCAAAGUGAGAAAGUCCUUCUUCAAAAUGUCACUGCGAGCCAAAGCGCUGUACACAUUCCAAAGCGAGAAUAAGGAAGAGAUCAACAUCCAGGAGAAUGAGGAACUGGUGAUCUUCGACGAGAACUCCGUGGAUGGCUGGCUGCAGGGGGAGAACAGUCGGGGGGAGCGGGGGCUCUUCCCGGCAUCGUAUGUGGAGAUCAUCCGACCACGGUCCAACUCGAACCUCACGGACUGCUCUCUGAGCCCGGCUGGAUCUCCGGGCAACGAUUCCCCCUACUUCCCCCCUGGAAGGAACACGUCCUUUCACAUGCAGCAGAGCUAUGACGACGACGACGACGAUGACUGGGAUGACUGGGAUGACAGCUCAACGGUGGUAGAAGAUGAGGACCCCCGGCGGAGCGUUGGCGCCAACGGUCACCCGCACCAGAGCCCCUACACCAAUCCCAACGUCCACUACCGACCUAAGCCGCACAUGGAGCGGCAGGACAGCAUCUCCAGCUCCCGCAAGGGCAGCAUGGUUGGCCGUAACCUCAACCGCUUCUCCAGCUUUGUCCGCUCGGGGGUGGAGGCCUUUGUGUUGGGUGAUGUGCCCAUGAUGGCUAAGAUAGCAGAGUCGUACACCAUCGAGAUGGGAUCUAGGGGCCCUCAGUGGAAGGAGAACCCAAAGCCUUUCACAUGCUCCAUUGAGGACCCCACCAAGCAGACUAAGUUCAAGGGUAUCAAGACCUACAUCUCCUACCGGGUGACGCCAAGUCAUAUAGGCCGUCCUGUGUACCGCCGCUAUAAGCACUUUGACUGGCUCUACAACAGGCUGCUGCACAAGUUUACCAUCAUCUCCGUGCCCCACUUGCCCGAGAAGCAGGCCACGGGCCGAUUCGAGGAGGACUUCAUCGAGAAGCGCAAGAGGCGGCUAAUACUCUGGAUGAACCACAUGACGAGCCACCCGGUGCUCUCGCAGUAUGAGGGCUUUGAGCACUUUCUCAUGUGCGCUGACGACAAGCAGUGGAAGCUGGGCAAGCGGCGGGCGGAGAAGGACGAGAUGGUGGGUGCCCACUUCAUGCUCACCUUCCAGAUCCCCAAUGAGCACCAGGACCUGCAGGAUGUGGAGGAGCGGGUGGACUCCUUCAAGGCCUUCGUCAAGAAGAUGGACGACAGCGUGAUGCAGCUCACCCACGUGGCCUCGGAGCUGGUGCGCAAGCACUUGGGCGGCUUCCGCAAGGAGUUCCAGAGGCUGGGGAACGCCUUCCAGUCCAUCAGCCAGGCAUUCACCCUGGAUCCCCCAUACAGUUCUGACGCCCUGAACAAUGCCAUCUCCCACACGGGUCGCACCUAUGAGAACAUCGGGGAGAUGUUUGCAGAGCAGCCCAAAUAUGACCUGUUCCACAUGCUAGACAAGCUCUCACUGUACCAGGGUCUGCUGUCCAACUUCCCAGACAUCAUCCACCUGCAGAAAGGUGCUUUUGCCAAGGUGAAGGAGAGCCAGCGGAUGAGCGACGAGGGCAAGAUGGACCAGGACGAGGCGGACGGCAUCCGCAAGCGCUGCCGGACAGUGGGCUUCGCCUUGCAGGCUGAGAUGAACCACUUCCACCGGCGACGUGAGGUGGACUUCAAGGAGAUGAUGCAGGCCUAUCUGAGGCAGCAGAUUGCCUUCUACCAGCGCGUGGGCCAACAGCUGGAGCGCACCCUGCACAUGUACGACAACCUCCAGGGCUGAGGUCAUUGAGGUCCUGCUCCCCUACUUACUUCCUACUGUGCUGCUAACCCCUCCCACUUUCUUCCUAUCCCUGCCCACUUUUCUCUUGUUCCCUCCCAAUUUCUCUUGUCUACUCUUACUUUUUCUUGCCGUAUCACACGCUCCUGCUGUCCCCUCCCGCCAUCCCUUCUCACUCCUCCCUUUCCGCACAAGCCUUGACCUCUGACUACUUCCCUUUCCCUAUUUCCUCUUCUGCGCUUCCUCCUGCUUUUUCCCCCCACAUUAACACUUUCCCUCAAUUCUACCGUCCCUGUCCUCAUCCCCCAGUCCAACAUGGAGCUUUGACCAAAAACAGAACAAGUAGAACCCUCCUCUUUUUUUAAUUUCUCUUUGGAUUUCCAGAGUAAACGGGCACAGACUAGCACUGACAGGCCAUGAGGGUGGUUUCUGGGGUCGAGAGCCCAAUGUGAACUGCGCCGGUGACAGCUUGGCCAGCUGUGGUACCUUUUUGAAUAUUUCCAGUGCAGCAGAGUGGGAAAUAUCUACGCACUCUGGCUGCACUACUCUGUUCACUUCACUUCUCUGGAUGUUCACCAUGAAGACUUGGUUUUCUGCCAUGAAGUUUGGUUACCGUGGAAACCCACAACACAGACAUUUGCUAUUUUAUAAUUUUUUAAAUUGUGACUAAAUUCCUCUUUAUGUUAAAAAAAACAUUUAUUUAUGUCUUGCUGAGCGUAUGGCGUCAAGCUACAAGCAUCAGGAGCGUUCGUAGUGGGGCAAGAGGACCACAUGUGGUUUCUGUUCUGUUGGACUCAGAGCACCGGUUUGUGCGGAAGGAUGGAGGAGGGCGUGGAGGUGGAAGCCACAGUACUGAUCAGAGCCACUCCAUCUAUAUCUCCCACAGUCCUACCGCAGUCCUCCUUGGAUCCCAUAGGGAAGAGAUCCCAACACUUCUACCCCAACUUGCGAACCCUAACCUUAACCCGACUUUCUGCACCGGGGAGGAAACGCAACUCUUUGCUUAUUUUACACCCCCUGCUGUCAGUUUUCUCUGUCGAGAGUGAGAAAAUGAGAAACGCUGGUGAACGAGGCCCGAGAAUGACUUGGAAACGUGUCAGCAAAGUCAUGGACUUGUUGUUAGUAAGUGCCUGAAGGAACCCUAGUGUUUAACUUAGAGUUUUUGUUAGUUUUCAGUCCUUGUGCUUCUGGAUGAGGUUGUGUGUGUGAGUUUUUACUGUUGGCCAGAAAUGUUGAUUUUUGUUGGUUUCCUGCUGCAGAGGCCUUAUUGUUUAAUUUGUUUUUCAAUAUCUUAACAGUGUUCUCUGCUUUACUCUCCACCCCCUGAAGGGACGUCCCGUGGGAUGCCCUUUUGUCUCCGGCUGGGUUACGCCCUGCUGGGAAUGCAUCGAUGACCAAAGCUGAUACACACAAUCUUAUUCCAUGUCGAUUUAACUUGAGCAAAUUUGUUCUACGCCAUAGUCGGUCCUGGAUUCGCAAAGCUGUUAGGGUUAGUGUGGAUAGAGCCUGCUUUGCUUUUCAAGCGUAGUUACUGUAAAAAAAAAAAAACAAACAAAAAAAAAAAAACACAUGGCCUUAUUAAUGAGAAAUAUAUAAAAAACCAGGGAUUUUACAACCUGAACGGCACAAAGCGGUAGGUGAACAUUGUGGGUUCGGUGCUUUUAACAACGAAUUAGCCGUUGAAUGAAUUCUGAAAUAAUUUAUGGUUUCUUAAAAAGUUUUCUUGAAGAAAUGCAAAUUUGGGGAUGUUUACUGUGUGACUAACUGUCUCUGAGCAAAGUUUGUUAAUGUUUAGACCAAGAACUGCUGACUUGAGAACACCGAAAAGCUGUGGAAUGAAUCAAACACGCAAUUUAUAGUGAUGAUAAUGCCACUGAAAAAGCUGUUAUAGUGCUUUUAUGCCGACAUUAUUUCCCUGGAAUAGGUCACAGGUGAAUUUAGGCCAGGGGCACAAGAAUGUGGAUCCUUGUCCUACCCAGAGUUUCAUUUUGUUAACCACGGGUACGGGUUCGAGCCGGACGCGCUGUCAGUUACACCACGUGACUCUGCGGAUGUUUUUUGUUUAAUGUCACAGCCGGAUGGUGACGUCAUACUCUUGAGCUGCAGCGCAGCCGACGGGCGCGGCGGACACGGCGCUGUCAGCGCCACACCAAAGCUUCACCGUUUUGUAUGUUUCGCUGUUGUCUUUUGUUUUUAAAUUUUUCCAAAAAAAAAAAAAACAAACCAAAUCUGUUUUGGCCUUCUACUGUAAAUAAGAACGUGUUGUUUCACAUUCCUCAGACUGAAAUGAUUUCUUUUUUCUUCCCCUUUAUCCAAUUAAAUCGGCCACAACAAACCGGAGUUUUCUGUGACAGUGUUGUGGAUGGUAGCGGAGGGCGGCGGGAUGUUUUUGUUUGCCGACCUUCUCCCGAGGAGCACCACGUAGCCCGAUGAGCAUUUAUUCUUGUCAGCAGAGGAGGGAUGUGAAUAAAGAGAAGGACAACACUUCUUUGUUUAUCAAUUUGGCAUGGGGAGAAGGCAUACAAGCCAUAUGGUCACUUUUCGCAGGACACCAAAAGCUCCUGGGUAUCAAUGUACAACAAUCAAAUGUGAAAUUUAAAUCCUUCUGUGUUUUUUUUGAGAGGCGGCUGUGUUUUAUAAUUCAUGUCAAAGCUUGGUUCAUAUUUCCAAAGCCACUGUUCUUCCUUUAGUUGACAGGACUGUCACGUUUGCCGGGAAGAACAAUACACAGUCAUAUUAUGGACAUAUUUGAAUGACCUGUCAUGUUUUCCAAAGCAAGCGGCGUUGGCAGGGGAUGAAAUGCUUGGCUU
Messenger RNA from Scleropages formosus (Asian bonytongue), 5814 nucleotides. It is a transcript of the gene snx33, whose product is annotated as sorting nexin 33. The transcript is spliced from 2 exons. Lineage: Eukaryota; Metazoa; Chordata; Actinopteri; Osteoglossiformes; Osteoglossidae. Gene Ontology annotation, biological process: plasma membrane tubulation; endosomal transport; mitotic cytokinesis. Gene Ontology annotation, molecular function: protein binding; phosphatidylinositol binding. The record is from RefSeq and is a predicted model, not a curated record. The coding region runs from base 1319 to 3007 and encodes 562 amino acids. Gene Ontology annotation, cellular component: cytoplasmic vesicle; plasma membrane.